AUGCAUCUUGCUGCAAUAAACAUCGCUGACAAACUUAUCCCAAUCUGGCGCGGCUCGUUUCGAUGCGAACCCACCGACGACAAAGAGACAUGGGACUGGGCCGUUCUCAAGGGUCGGGUAUGGCAGGACCACGGAAAAGCUGUAGCGGAUGCUACUCCUUACCUUCCCGGAUCAUUUGAUCGUCCCCCCCGAAACCCUGCACAGAAAAUCAAUAGUGGGUACAAAGCCUGGGAGUUUUUACUCUACCUCUUCGGUCUCGGACCUGCGAUCCUCUAUGGUGUUCUCCCCGACGUCUAUUGGAAGAACUUCUGCAAGCUCGUUCGUGGGAUUCGAAUCAUGCAGCAACACAAGAUCCUUGCAUCUGACUUGUGCGAAGCUCACGAGAUGCUUGCGCAGUUCGAGAAGGAGUUCGAACUCCUGUACUAUCAGCGUCGUGUCGACCGCCUCCACUUUAUGCGACCGUGGGCACAUUCACUUGGACAUCUUGCACCCGAGACUAUCACCAAGGGUCCUCCCAUCUGCUCCUCGCAGUGGACCAUGGAACGGACGAUUGGUAACCUUGGUCGUGAAAUCCGUUCACAUUCUCAACCUUACGCAAACUUAUCGGAACGUGGUGUUCGGCGUUGUCAAGUCAACGCGCUCAAAGUCAUGAUUCCGACUCUCGACCCACCAACAGACACACUUCCACGCUGCUCAGUUGACUUAGGUCAUGGAUACGUGCUCCUCACUAAACGAGAACGGACGCCUCAUCACUUACUGGAACAUGAAGCAAAUGCCAUGGUUUCAUACCUCAACACACAAGGACUUGAUAUUGUUCCAACACAAUGUCCCCGUGUUACCCGAUGGGCAAGGCUCCGUCUUCCAAACGGACAAAUCGCACGGUCAAGCUGGAAAGAGAAUGAUAUGACGCGCAUGCCACGCAUGGCACGUAACGUCAAGCUUUCUCUCAACGAACGAACACAUUUUGGCGAAGUUCAAUUUUAUUUUCAGAUCCACGUCAACAACAUCAUCAAGACUCUUGCUCUCGUUUCAUUAUAUUCACCACCCAACUACCAACUUCUCCAAGAAUCGUACCAUACGUUAUACUCAUGCACGUAUCAAGGGAAUGAUGCACUCAAACUUGUCGACGUGUCUACAAUUCAGUCUGUUAUAGCAAUGGUGCCCCACAAGCUCCCUGGUAGUCUGGAGCUCCGUUUUUUCCUAGUCGAAAAACCAGGACUUGAUGUCGCACAAAUCGCAGGCCAUAUUGAUAACGACGAAGAUGGUGACGAGGAUGAGGAUCUUUGGAUUGACUAG
Suillus clintonianus is the source of this 1296-nucleotide messenger RNA. RefSeq lists its product as uncharacterized. Lineage: Eukaryota; Fungi; Basidiomycota; Agaricomycetes; Boletales; Suillaceae. The transcript is spliced from 2 exons. The record is from RefSeq and is a predicted model, not a curated record. Bases 1 to 1296 code for a protein of 431 amino acids.